Helobdella robusta is the source of this 1071-nucleotide messenger RNA. RefSeq lists its product as hypothetical. The coding region runs from base 1 to 1071 and encodes 356 amino acids. NCBI's taxonomy places the organism in Eukaryota, Metazoa, Annelida, Clitellata, Rhynchobdellida, Glossiphoniidae. Gene Ontology annotation, molecular function: G protein-coupled receptor activity. The transcript has 3 exons. Gene Ontology annotation, cellular component: membrane. The record is from RefSeq and is a predicted model, not a curated record. Gene Ontology annotation, biological process: G protein-coupled receptor signaling pathway.
AUGGAUAGCGUCACGUGGUACAAAGACUUUCAUCCCCAUUGGUGGAAGUACCAUGACAUCAUUGUGAACGCACCAAUGGCGUUCUACUAUUUUUUAGGGACGUUUUUCGCUGUCGUUGGAUUUUUAGGCGUCUUUGGUAACAUCAUUGUCGUUUGGGUUUUUUCCAGCACGCCAUCUUUGAGAACACCCUCGAAUGUUCUGGUCAUCAACCUGGCUAUUUGUGACAUCCUUUUCUCAGCUUUGAUUGGAUUUCCAAUGUCAGCCCUAUCAUGUUUCCAGAGGCAUUGGAUUUGGGGGAACUUCGGAUGUCAGUUCUACUCGUUCGUGGCGGGCAUAACAGGACUCGCCUCAAUAAAUUGCCUGGCGGUCAUCGCAGUGGACAGGUACCUCGUGGUUGGUCAGCCGCUCGCCAUGCUCAACCAAUCACAUUUCAGGAGAUCUUUCUACCAUGUUCUUAUCAUCUGGACUUGGGCGUGUGUCUGGUCGGCCAUGCCUUUGAUUGGCUGGGGCGAGUACAUCCUAGAGGGUUUCGGGGUCAGCUGCACUUUCGACUACCUCACCAGAACAACCUGGAACAUUUCCUUUAACGUCUGCCUCUUUACUUUUUGCUUCGGAAUGCCAGUUUCCGUCAUCAUCCUCUCAUAUAUCGGAAUAAUAAGAUCCAUUGCGAAGAAUCGGAAGGAAUUUUCAUCUCUAACAGCGGAAAACAGCAGCAGAGCGAGACAAGAAAUCAAAAUAGCAAAAGUAUUCGCGGUUUGCAUGACGGCCUUUAUCCUUUGCUGGGUGCCCUACGCUACUGUAGCUCAGCUAGGGAUCUACGGCUACGAUCAAAUGGUUUCGCCGUACACAGCCGAACUGCCAGUCAUGCUAGCUAAAACAUCAGCUCUCUGGAAUCCAAUAAUCUACGCUUUUAGUCACCCUAAGUAUCGCAAAUGUUUGAAAGAGCUGCCGAUUUUCAGACAGAAGAGAAAGUUUAGAUUCUUGGGUUCUAAGAGCCACACCAAAAGUUCCGAUGGAGUUGGUACCAUUGCGCUGACAAGCACAAUUAAUAGAACUGCUACAAGGCACUGA